Molecule: messenger RNA, 2400 nt
Organism: Hibiscus syriacus
Lineage: Eukaryota; Viridiplantae; Streptophyta; Magnoliopsida; Malvales; Malvaceae
Product: sterol 3-beta-glucosyltransferase UGT80A2-like
Exons: 14
Coding region: 175-2058 (627 amino acids)
Biological process (GO): carbohydrate metabolic process
Molecular function (GO): UDP-glycosyltransferase activity; hexosyltransferase activity
Source: RefSeq, a predicted model, not a curated record
CCCUUAGAGGUCUCCAUUUCUUUUCCGACCAUAAAAAAAAUUAAUAUUUCUGGCUUCGCAUCCAAUCGCAUAUCAGAUCACGCGGAAACACUUUUGGUUCAACGAAUUUGAAUAGAUCUGGAGAAUCAACAAGGCGUUCGACACCUCGACCAAGGUAUCUCUCCCGACUCGCCGAUGGCUCCGUCACCGGAGCAUCUCCGUAACUCUUCAUCCUCCUCCUCCUCCUUAUACUCCGUCGAAGUUCCGGACAAAAGAGAGCCAGAAAUAAGCACCGAUGCUAAACAGAUAGAUGGUAGCGGAGACUCCAGGCGAGCCAUUAGUGGCGACGGUUCUCACGCUCAAGUGGAUUUUGCAUUGAAUAACGGUGCCGUUGAGCAUCCAGGCACUGUUCAUCGAAGUCUUUCUGAAGUUGGAACGUUGCGAGUGGGCACUUCAAACAUUGAAAAAUUGGAUUCAAGCCAGCCUAAACUAGUAAAAUCGAAAACUGAGGCACAAAGACCUCGGAACAUAUUUGCUGAAGACGCAGCCCAGAUUUUUGACAAUAAGAUAUCUGCCCAAAAGAAGCUUAAAUUGUUGAACAGAAUAGCUACUGUGAAAGAUGAUGGGACUGUGGCGUUCGAAGUGCCAGAUGUUGAGCCCCAUGUUCUUGAUGGUGGACCAAGAGACGCACAUUCUGAAGUUGCUGAGGAAGAGUCACUUGAAACAGAUUUUCAGUAUGUUCCACCUCUGCAAAUAGUGAUGCUUAUAGUUGGAACACGCGGAGAUGUGCAGCCAUUUAUUGCCAUUGGCAAGCGCCUCCAGGAAUAUGGUCAUCGUGUAAGAUUGGCAACUCAUUCAAAUUUCAAAGAGUUUGUACUAACUGCUGGGCUUGAGUUCUAUCCAUUAGGCGGAGAUCCAAAAGUUCUUGCUGGUUAUAUGGUUAAAAAUAAAGGCUUUUUGCCAUCAAACCCUUCUGAGAUACCCAUUCAGCGAAAUCAAAUGAAGGACAUUAUCAACUCUCUGCUUCCUGCUUGCAAAGAAUCUGAUCCUGAUUCCGGUAUUCCUUUUAAUGCAGAUGCAAUCAUUGCAAAUCCUCCUGCAUACGGGCAUACCCAUGUGGCAGAAGCACUAAAAGUACCAAUCCAUAUAUUUUUCACAAUGCCAUGGACGCCAACAAGUGAGUUUCCACAUCCCUUGUCCCGUGUGAAGCAACCUGCUGGAUAUCGACUUUCAUAUCAGAUUGUUGACUCAAUGAUUUGGCUUGGGAUACGGGACAUGAUAAAUGAUGUUAGAAAGAAAAGGCUGAAGCUACGACCAGUCACAUAUUUGAGUGGUUCCCAAGGCUCUGAUUCUGAUGUGCCACAUGGAUAUAUAUGGAGUCCCCAUCUUGUUCCUAAACCAAAAGAUUGGGGACCUAAGAUUGACGUGGUAGGAUUUUGCUUUCUGGAUCUUGCAUCAAAUUAUGAACCCCCCGAAUCGCUAGUAAAGUGGCUUGAAGCUGGUCCCAAGCCUAUUUAUAUUGGAUUUGGAAGCCUUCCUGUUCAAGAACCAGAAAAAAUGACCCAAAUAAUAGUAGAUGCGUUGGAACAAACUGGACAGAGGGGUAUCAUUAAUAAAGGCUGGGGUGGCCUUGGAAAUUUGGCAGAAAACAAGGACUUUGUGUACUUAUUGGACAAUGUUCCUCAUGAUUGGCUGUUCUUGCAAUGCAAGGCUGUGGUACAUCAUGGAGGUGCUGGAACAACUGCUGCCGGUCUUAAAGCUGCAUGCCCGACCACCAUUGUUCCGUUCUUUGGGGAUCAACCUUUCUGGGGAGAGCGGGUGCAUGCCAGAGGAGUGGGACCUUCACCCAUCCCAGUUGAAGAAUUCUCACUUCUCAAGUUGGUUGAUGCAAUAAAAUUCAUGCUACAUCCAAAGGUGAAGGAGAAAGCCAUCGAACUUGCCAAGGCAAUGGAGAGUGAGGAUGGGGUGACCGGUGCAGUAAAAGCAUUUCUUAAACAUCAUCACAAAAAGUCCGAGCCCAAGCCAUCACCAGUCCGGUCCAGUAUAUUCUCCAUCAGUCGAUGUUUCCGAUGUUCAUGAAUGUCGUAUGUAUGCUUGUCCCUUCCUUGUAAGUUCACGUGUGUGUGUUCUGUAUUUUUCCUCCAUAGUGUUUUAAUUCCUAAUCUGAAUCCCCUUUUUAUAUGUCCCUGUCCUAUCCCUGUUACAGUUGAGACAUGUUUUCGUGUAAAACACAGUUUCAUUCUAGUGGAAGGUGAAAGGGCCAUUGUUUUAAGUGUUUGAGCUACGAUGUAUUCAUCGUAUAAAACUUGGAACCGUGUAAAAUGAUGAUAGAUCAGAUUAUUUGCGGUUUCGUCCGACGGAUUUAAAUGUGUAGAUUGUUAUAGAUGAAUCAAUUUGUUGGUGAAGUGUUGUAAAUUAUCA